This is a messenger RNA of Pyricularia oryzae 70-15, 1097 nucleotides long. RefSeq lists its product as uncharacterized. The transcript has a single exon. The coding region runs from base 263 to 880 and encodes 205 amino acids. NCBI's taxonomy places the organism in Eukaryota, Fungi, Ascomycota, Sordariomycetes, Magnaporthales, Pyriculariaceae. The record is from RefSeq and is a predicted model, not a curated record.
CAUGUACCUCUACGCCUCCAACAUUAGACCGAGCAACUGCAGCCGCUUGUAGGUUCCCAUAGCAGGGAGAAUACAAGCAAAAACCCUGGCCCCCUCCGACGAGCAUUUCUAAACUAGAAGGUCUGCGACUUUAUUUCCACAAGGGUCUUAAAUUCGGUUUCAUUUUCGGACGUAUUUCUUGUGCCCGACCGUGGCUCGAGGAUCUCACCUCCUCUUCACUGUCGAGCAUAGCAAGGGAGAGAUAGAGAGAGAAAAAGAAGCCAUGUCGCAAAAAAUCACGGGCAAGAACCUCUCAUACUCCCAAAACCUCCCACCUUUCCUCGCGCGCCUACAGGGACAAGGCCGCGGGCCCGCAGAUGGACCCGAUCCGAUACUAGCCGGCCGGCGCCGGGCAGCUCGGCCGCGUGACGACGGAGAGGACGCUCCCGUCGUGCUGGACGAGCAGGGAAAUGUCGUCGACGAUGUGCGCGUCGGUGUAGACGGGUCGGCGGUGAGGACUGCUUUCGGCUGCGGGGACGACGAAGGUGCUGGUGAGGAGGGCGACAAGAAUGCGGGCGAGGGCGCUGUCGAUGGUGCGAAAAGAGAGGUUGGAAUCGGGGCUAGGAAGAGGAAGGUCGCCCCAGGUAAGGUGAUUGGUGGGGCGGAUGAGGACGAUGAGGAUGAUGGUAGUGUUGAUGAGGUCCCCGGCAAGAAGAUGGGCAAGGGCGGCAAGAGUAAAGCCGCCGUGACGGACCAUGAUGCGGGCGGAGAGACGACACAAGCCGUUGCAGCGUCCAAGAAGGCAUCAGCAACCUCAACUGGGGUCGGGAAGUCAACGAGUAGCAAAGGGCAGAAGAAGGCCAAGAAGAUCAAGCUCAGCUUUGGCGAUGACGGGGAUUGAUUCGGCACUUGUACACCUCAUGUUUAUUAUAUCUACUUACGCUGCAAUAUUUAAGUAAACACCUCGAUCGGCACCUGGCCUGGCUUUGGUCGCGGAUGGCAGAAGAAGCGCGGCGGGCGUUGUAAGGUUAGAGAAUCAAAACCAGCACCCAAGACCAAAUCGCAUUUGUUUUGGACCGUACAGAGACUGAAGGCUGCUGCAUGUAACGCCGGCAAGG